CAUCAUGCCACUUACAUUUGUUGUUUUAUUGUUGUGUUUUAAGUGAAGUGAAUCACAGUAAAUGUCAUAUUGAUAUAAACGCACAAAAUAAUAAUCCCAUGAGUACUGUUAGUGUUUAGAAAUUAAUAAUAUUUCUUUGCCUUUUCCUGAAAUUAAAGAUUUUUUCAGCAUUGGUCAAAUUCAGCUGGAAACAUCACAUUAAAAAUGACCGAAAAGAAUGGACCAAUGGACGAAGUUGUCAAGGAAGAAACAAACAACCAGGAUGGGAAAAACAGUCAACCUCCUAAUUUACAACCUGUUGCAGUGCCCUGUGCUAAACCGGAGACCUCACCGGGGUGUACCCCCCCCCUCUUACAAAGUCUGCAGGGAUUGGCUCCAGUACCCAGAAACCCUCUGGUGAAACAGGAAGGGGGUUACAUGCAACCCAUUUGUUCGAUUGGUGUUGGAAAGACAAGAAAUCAACAACUCAUACCUGCAAUAAAGCAGGAACUAUUGAGAACGUUCUGAAGAGAAGUGACAUAUUUAGAGAUAUUGCAGGAAAGAACCAAGACAAAGAGCUUGUUAUUGUAAAAGAUGGGAAACUUAUAAGUUCACACUUUCCAUGCUGCUUAAUUAAACCAAAUGAAUCCCUGAUUGUCAAGUAUGUCAAAGCUGUAGACAAGGCAAAGCAACCGGUUAGAUGCUCUCAUCCUCGCCAAAGUAAGGUGGCACCUGACGAGCUUGUGAUGUUUCAUGUACUGCCGAAGGGAGGUAAAAAUGUAGCAAAUAUCAUGAGAAACCAGGUACUAAAAACAGAAUUUCAGAUAAUUACUGUUUAUGCAUACAAAGGUGAAAAAGUAAAGCAUGCUCUGAAAAGAGAUGGUCGUUUUCUGAAACCAUAUUCAAAAAGUACUGUGUGCUUUCUCACGAAAGCAAUAAAAAGGAGACUGAAAUUUCCAGUCUUGUUGAUUUUCUUGAUGGUGAAACCUUUCAGAUCAUACUGUUAAAUAGGUCUCAACCACCAGAAAGUCAGCAUGUCAGUCUCAGUGAGACUGACAUGAACGCAUCUCAGAGGUCUGACUCUGAUGUAAACCAAGAUCCUCCCCAGCAAUCAACCGCAUCUCAUUCAAUGAAUGACAGCAAACCAAAAGAGAAAUCAAUGCUGGAAAAUGUUUUUGAAAUACCUGAUUCAAAGAUGAUGCAGAAUCAUCUAUCUUCACAGUUUAAAGAUUUGGUGAAAGGAAAGAAAACCCUGCAAGGAUCUUCUUGUAUCCAGAAUCUCUUCCGUGUGGAGUACGGAAAGAAUGUUGAGACAUGCAUGGAAGUGAAAAUAGUAAAGAAACUGAUGGAUAUCAGUCAUUCAAUUUGCCAGGUGAGAAUAAAUGGGAAACCAGCAGGAAGUGGCUUUCUCCUAUUUGGCAAAUAUGUAAUCACAAAUGGCCAUGUCGUUAAAAACAUUUACAAUGAUGGAACGAAGCAGCUUAAUGAGAGGGUCACCGUCCAUUUCUCUUAUGAAAGUCUAGACCAGAAGGAGUUUGGACAGGCAGUGGAAAAGGUUGCUGGAUUUGAAUACAGUCGUGAUGAGUCAGGGCACAUGUAUGACUGGGCUUUGUUGAAGCUAGGAGCUGAUCAGAAAUUGCCUGAUGUUUUGUUAACAAAAACACACUUUGGUUCUCGUCCUAACGGUGGUGGAAUUUGCAUCAUUGGGCAUCCUUACGGUGGUGUGAAAAAGAUUAAUCCAUGUGUUAUUGUUCUGCCUGAAUCCCGCAACCAGGUUGCGGAGAGGCAUCAGCGUGAAAAUCCAGAGGGUGUUCUUCCAGAAAACCCUCACUACAGCAAAAAUCAAGAGCACAUUCAGGUGGUUACUCAGCGUUUCUUUGAGGACGUGAAAAAAGAUGAAAGUAUCAGACAGGCUCUAAUGUACGAGUCUUGUUUUUACUUUGGCUCCUCCGGCUCUCCUGUCUUUGAUGAGCACUGUAAUGUUGUUGCCAUGCAUUCAGGUGGAUAUGCCUACCGCAACGCACGAGGGCAGAGCCAGAGUGUCAUAGAGUUUGGCCAUCCUAUGUCCGUCAUUAUUGAACACCUCGUUGUCCAAAUGGUGGAAAGAAGUGAGUUUGAUGUGUUGAAGGAAUACUUGGCUUGCCAAAAUGCACGUCACCAAAUCAUGAUGACCAAUUUGAAGAAACUGGUUGAGAGCAGAAAUCUAACAGCAUUUUAUAGUGCAGUCAACAAUCCAGUGGUCAUAAGUGACGAGAGUUUGAAGACAUUCUUUCAAAUCUUAACUCAGAGAGAGGCACCAGUCCCAAUGGACAUUUAGGCAUGAGUGUACUGAGCGUAUACACACUGGUAGUUACAGAGCUAACUGCUGACCAAAGAUACAGAGAGAGCCGUUUGGGCUGUCGUGUUUGUUUUCAUAUAUCAGGAAACUAUGGUUGUUAAGCAUUUAAAUGUCCAAUUUAUUUUUUUAAACUCAAACAUUGAUAUUAGUCUCAAAGAUGUACAUCAUACCUUGUUAUCUUCUUUCUUCUGUUUUCAAGAAAAUCACCUAUUAGAUGUGGAUUUCAUCUCAUUUUUGUAAGAAAUGUAUGAAAACAAUCAUAGUAUAUUGGAUAUUGGAUUUGUAAUACUCUGUAAUACAUUAAUUGUGUUGACACCACUGUCUUGGGAAUGUUUGAUGGAUCUUACCUGGUUAAAUGGUUGUUGUUGUUGUUGUUGUUGUUGUUUUUAAAUCAGUUAUAGCAAAUAAAACGUGUUUUAUUUUUGCUUUAUUUGUUCUCAUGACAUGUAUAAAUGAGGUGAAAGAUUAAAUUUUCAGUUCACUGAGUGAUAAUCUGUCACCUUGAAUGUCUCUGACAUGAUGUUGUGUUUCGUUGUAGCAAUAAAUGGACAAGAGUGACCCUGACUGGACAUCAUUUUAUUUACAGUAUCAAUAAGUCUAUUGAUCUUUCUUUGAUUUGUGAA
Molecule: messenger RNA, 2940 nt
Organism: Etheostoma cragini (Arkansas darter)
Lineage: Eukaryota; Metazoa; Chordata; Actinopteri; Perciformes; Percidae
Product: protein FAM111A-like
Exons: 4
Coding region: 1037-2296 (419 amino acids)
Source: RefSeq, a predicted model, not a curated record